Botrytis deweyae is the source of this 1551-nucleotide messenger RNA. RefSeq lists its product as uncharacterized. The record is from RefSeq and is a predicted model, not a curated record. Gene Ontology annotation, cellular component: cytosol. Lineage: Eukaryota; Fungi; Ascomycota; Leotiomycetes; Helotiales; Sclerotiniaceae. The transcript is spliced from 5 exons. Gene Ontology annotation, biological process: L-glutamate catabolic process. The coding region runs from base 1 to 1551 and encodes 516 amino acids. Gene Ontology annotation, molecular function: pyridoxal phosphate binding; glutamate decarboxylase activity.
AUGGUGCACCUUUCCCAAAUCCCUAGCAAUGAUAAGGUUGCUGCUCCCCUCGUCGAAGGGUUGAAGAAACUUACAAUGGCUGCCUCGAGCGAGGAGGAUCGAUUCACAACUAGUGUUUAUGGUUCUAGAUUUGCUGCAGAGGAUCUGCCAGAGCAUGAGAUGCCGGAUGGAGAGAUGCCCAAGGAGGUUGCGUAUCGCAUGAUCAAAGAUCAUCUUUCACUCGAUGGAAAUCCGAUGCUGAAUUUGGCAUCUUUUGUUACUACAUUUAUGGAAAAAGAAGUCGAAGACCUCAUGACUGAGAGUUUCAGCAAGAAUUUCAUUGAUUACGAAGAAUAUCCUCAAUCUGCAGACAUUCAAAACCGAUGUGUUUCCAUGAUCGGUCGUUUGUUCAACGCUCCUACAAAUGAAGAAGGUGAUGCUGCCGUCGGUACCUCGACCGUUGGUUCUUCCGAGGCCAUCAUGUUGGCAGUUUUGGCCAUGAAGAAACGCUGGAAGAAUGCUCGUAUCGCUGCUGGAAAAUCAACCGAUAACCCAAAUAUCGUUAUGUCUUCCGCUGUUCAAGUUUGCUGGGAAAAGGCAGCUAGAUAUUUCGAGGUUGAGGAAAAAUAUGUUUACUGUACUCCAGAUCGAUAUGUAAUUGACCCUGAGGAGACAGUCAAUUUGGUCGAUGAGAAUACCAUUGGUAUCUGCAUUAUUCUCGGCACGACUUAUACUGGGGAGUAUGAAGAUGCCAAGGCUGUUAACGAUCUUUUAAUUGAGAAGAACAUCGAUACCGUCAUUCAUAUUGAUGCAGCUUCAGGUGGAUUUGUAGCUCCAUUCACCGUACCAGAUUUGGAGUGGGAUUUUAGAUUAGAAAAGGUUGUUUCUAUUAACACCAGUGGUCACAAAUAUGGACUCGUUUACCCUGGUGUUGGUUGGAUUGUCUGGAGAGCACCAGAGUACCUUCCCAAGGAGCUUGUCUUCAACAUCAAUUAUCUUGGUGCUGAUCAAGCUUCUUUCACUCUUAACUUCUCCAAGGGUGCUUCUCAAGUUAUCGCUCAAUAUUACCAACUCAUUCGUCUUGGUAAGCAGGGUUACAAAGCUAUCAUGAGCAACUUGACAAGAACCGCCGAUUAUCUCUCCGAUUCUCUUGAACAACUCGGUUUCCUUAUCAUGUCGCAAAAGAAUGGUAAAGGUCUCCCACUCGUUGCUUUCCGUAUGGACCCAAACUCCAACAAACAUUACGAUGAAUUCGCAAUCGCUCAUCAACUCCGUCAACGUGGAUGGGUUGUCCCAGCAUACACUAUGGCACCAAAGACUGAUAACCUCAAGAUGUUACGUGUAGUCGUCCGUGAGGAUUUCAGUAAAUCAAGAUGUGAUUCAUUAUUGAGUGAUAUCAAGUUAUGCUGCAGUGUCUUGGAUGAGAUGGAUAAAGAUACUGUCAAGAAGAAUCAAGAAUAUAUUAAGUCGCAUGCUACUCACUCUGGAAAGAGCAAGCAUAACCAUUCUCACUAUAAGAAUGAGAAGCAUAGUUUGCAAGGAAAGACUGGAAAGACUCAUGCUAUUUGUUAG